UUUUUGAACGUAUGUCUAUGCUGUAGAACAGGACGAAAUUACCCAAAUUAAAUUUCCAAAUGGAACAUUUCGUUUAUUGAUGGUUCUUGUGUUUCAAUACUCUUCACAGUUUUGCAAAGAACCGGCGGUGAGUGACAAGGAGAACUACCGGACCUUCGCCCGUACUGUCCCAACGACUGAGAAGGUAGCUGAAUCUGUGUUGGCACUUCUUGAUCAAUUUGAUUGGAAAGUCAUAAGCGUGGUGGCAGCUAGAGACCCUCAAUUCUCCCGGGUCAUGACCAGGCUUGAGAAGUUCUUGCCAUUACAUGGUGUCAAGGUGCAGCACGCCCUCUCGUACGAAAACCCGUACUAUCCGAUAUUCCCUAUCAAAGACAACCGCCUCAAAGAUAUCAUUGACCAAUCCUUCGCCGACACAAGAAUUUAUGUUUUUAUACCGGCUGAGCCCUACGAACUACACGCAUUCCUUGAGGACCUUGGUGAAAAGGGUCUUCUUAAUGAUGGAAAGUACUUUGUCGUCGCAAUCUUCUUCAAGAUCUUUGACGAAACAUAUCGAGAAGGAUUGAUAAGAGGUUUCGACUAUCCAGCUGAAAAUAUCACCCAGCGUAUCCAGUACUUACACAAUGUCAUAAUGCUCUUCUACACAAGCGUGAUGAGUCCAGACUACAAUGAGUUCAAGAUCGAGGCAAAGGCCUAUCUUUCCCAACCACCGUUUAAUUUCAACUCUACACUCCUUGAGGGGGAGGGAUUUCAUAUCGAGAUAACUGAGGAUGCAGCAUACAUUUACGAUGCAGUGAUGCUUUACGCCAACGCUCUCAAUCAAACACUCAGUGAGGGAGGGAAUAUAACCAAUGGAGCAGAUAUAAUUGACAACAUCCUAGGAAAACCAUAUCAAAGUAUCACUGGAGUAAAUCGAAUCAUUGAUAAAGAUGGUGACACUAUAGCUAACGUCAGUGUCUUCUCCAUUCAGAAGAGUAGCCAGUCUUCAAUCGGCUAUACUAUUGACCCGGUCGCAAUAUUCCAGGAGAAAAAUGGUACCACGGUGUAUGCAGCACAUAAAGGCAUCGACAUUCAAUGGAAGGGAGGUAGUCCACCCAUAGCCGAGCCUGUGUGUGGUUUUGACGGAACUGGAUGCAAACCAAACUAUACACUUCAUAUCAUAGGUGGCGUGCUUGCUGGAAUUAUACUGCUCGCUGCAAUCAUAGCAACCAUCGUUUACAGGAAUUGGCGGUAUGAACAGGCAUUGGCAAGCUUGCUGUGGAAAGUUGAUUAUAAUGAAUUGGAAUUCAAGAGUGUUUGCCGCGGUAGUCGGCUAAGUAUAGCAACCCAUGAUUCAAGGACAUCUAUGUACGCAGACCCACUAUCUGGGCGUGGCCAGGUGUUCACUAGAGUGGGGCGAUAUAACCACACCCUUGUCGCUAUUAAGCCUGUUCAUAAGAAGCAUAUUGAGAUGAGUCGAAUUCUAAGAAAGGAACUCAAAGAGAUGCGAGACCUGUGUCAUCCUAAUCUAUGUCAGUUCAUCGGAGCUUGCCCAGAUCCUCCUAAUAUCUGCAUCCUCACCGAGUACUGUACGCGUGGCAGCCUACAGGAUAUCUUGGAAAAUGACGACAUAAAAUUAGACGAAAUGUUUAUCGCAUCACUGGUUUCAGAUAUUGUGAAGGGAAUGCAGCAUCUACACAAUACUGAGAUCCGUACCCAUGGCAACCUUAAGUCUAGUAAUUGUGUUGUUGAUAGCAGAUGGGUUCUCAAAAUCACCGAUUUCGGGCUGAUCCACUUCAAAGUCGGAAGUCAACCGCCAGAUAUGGGAGAAUAUGCAUAUUACCAAGGUUUGCUCUGGAAGGCACCUGAAAUCUGGGAGCCAGAAGGAACACAGAAAGGUGAUGUGUACUCGUUCGGGAUCAUCUUAUAUGAGAUAGCCCAUAGACAAGGUCCUUUCGGGAACAUCGACAUGAACCCAAAAGAAAUCUACGAAAAGGUGAAAAGUAAGGAAGAGUCGAUUCCUUUUCGUCCUAACGUGAUGGAGAUAGAGAACUGUCCAGAAUGUCUUCUGACUACAAUGCAAGAAUGCUGGGCAGAUGAUCCAGAGACGAGACCAGAUUUCAAAAUGAUUGCAAAUAAACUCAAACCUCUUCAUAAAGGAAUGAAACCAGAUAUCUUAGAUAAUAUGGUAAUGAUUAUGGAGAAGUAUGCAAACAACCUGGAGGAGAUAGUUGAAGAUAGAACACAGCAGCUGGUAGAAGAAAAGAAGAAAACAGAAAAUCUAUUACACAGGAUGCUGCCUAAACCAGUAGCCAAUCAGCUGAAGCGUGGGAUGCAAGUCGUACCCGAGUCGUUUGACUGUGUGACUAUCUUCUUUAGUGAUAUCGUGGGCUUCACAAAACUAUCAUCGAUGAGUACGCCUUUUCAGGUGGUUGAUCUCCUCAAUGACCUCUACACUCUGUUCGAUGACAUCAUCAGUUACUACAAUGUUUACAAAGUCGAGACCAUUGGAGAUGCCUACAUGCUGGUAUCUGGACUACCUAUACGAAACGGUAAUCGACAUGCGGCAGAGAUCGGAUCAACGGCACUCCAUCUCAUCGAUGAGGUCCAGAAGUUCAAAAUCCGACAUCGCCCCGAUGACACGCUAAAACUGAGAGUUGGCAUUCAUUCUGGACCGGUAGUGACUGGUGUGGUCGGGUUAACGAUGCCUCGAUACUGUUUGUUUGGUGAUACUGUAAAUACAUCCUCAAGAAUGGAAUCAAAUGGAGAAGCCUUGAAAAUCCACUGCAGCGCCGAGUGCAAAGCUAUCUUAGAUGAGGUUGGAGGCUAUGUCUUGCCCGAAAGGGGAAUGGUAGCCAUGAAAGGAAAGGGUGAACUUCUUACAUACUGGCUCGUUGAUCAGGAUCCAUCAUACAAACGACAUAAGCCACGCAAGGAAGAUGUAGAGGAAGAUGAUGUCGAGGAUACGGAGAGCCUGAGUGAAAAGCAUAAGAUGAAGAAAAGUCCAGGGAAAAGCUACUUGCGGACGCCUCUAGGGUCAACCUAUAUGGCGCCCUCUACGUCGACCGCAAAUACGGGCAUGAAAUCUUCACGCAGUGUGCAGGAUAUCAGCAGCUCCAACGUGAGGGAGGAUGCCCAGUUGCGACGGGAGUCCGAUGUUGUUACGCGGAGACGCAACAGUGAUAUUUCAAGGACAGAACUACCUAGGAACGGCAAGAAUGGAUAUACUCUACUGCCCAUGGAUUGCGAUGAUUCGCUACCGUGCUCUAAAAGCGAAGAGGUAGAGAUUAGGACAACAGAUUUCGGGAAUGGCAGUGGGGAUUGUUCUAGUCAGGCGCGCAGUGUCUCUGCUUGUUCAUUAAAUAGAUGUGAAGCGCUUGGUGAAGAAGCAACCAUGAAUGGCGCUGUUGCGCAACGUUCAAGGAACAAUUCCCAAGGAAGCAAGACCAAGACCAAAAAGAAUAGCACAACGGAUUCCGGCAUCGGGAGCAAUGGGAAUAGUUCGCGAGAUUGCAACUUUCACAGUGAAAUUUUCCUUUGAGAUUCAGCGAUGUUCUUUCUAUCGCCUGUCAUGGUGCCUACGAUAUAACCCCGAUGAUGACUGGGAAUGAAUUAACCAAUGAACCUUAUAAAGUAAACGGGGGCACAGACUUCAUUAAAGACUGCGGAAAGGACAAAGACAAUCGCAGAUAAUGUUAAAACCCGUUUACUUUCAUGAAUAGAAAUGACUAUUAGCGCAUUCAUUUUCCCUGGAGAAAUGUUUGACCUUGGCUAUCAGAGUCACCCUAUUGUUAUACAGUACUAUGGAAACAAGUGGUGUCUAAAGAAUGAUUUUUGUUUGACCAUCCAUGUUGUGGUGGUUCUACCAUACAGCGAUAUGGACGCGUGUCAAAAAUUGUUUUCCCAUUAUUUAGUACUCCUCCAGAUUUUUCCGUUGUUGAUUUAGUGAUUCCUUUUAUUUUUUACUAUUUGAAAUGCAUAUUUUCGUGUAAAUGUUUGUCCAAUCAGCUGAAACUUCCGUUCACGUAAAAGAUGUAUAGGAUUGAACAUUUAAGAGAGUCUUUAUAUCAAAUUAUGAAUUAAGCAUGUAUAGACAAAAUUUGUAAUUCCUUGAAAGGUACAUACGUCACUUUCACGAAUUAAGGUAAUAGGGUGAUUAAUGAAAUGACCAUUUUUGAAUCGGAUAUAUAUAUAUAAAAUCAAGACAUGAUUGAUUUGGUUAACUCGGGGUUUGUCAAAACUAGUAGGUGAAUUUUUAUAGAAGUCUUUACUUUCACCAAAAUACAAGAUUAUAAAUUGUAUUAAAUUUAGUACUUACCAUGCUUACCUGGUUUUAGGAUGGUGGAAGUCAUGGCUUAACGAAUUAAAUUGCAUCAUAAAUUCGUCACAUUCCACCCGGAAAAAAAAGUGAAGGAAAAAGUCGAGUAGUAUUUAGUAUGACGAUGUUGUAAUUAUCCCAAGCAUGUUUGUGUCGCCAUGCAUCUCUUGACAUAAAAAACAGUAGACGUCUGUAAUGGCGAUAAGUUGCAGGGGUCUACUGAAUCUGUCCCCUCCUACCAAUUAUUAUGAAAGGCUAAAUACUUCUCAAAGGAGCCUAACUGGUCAUCAAAAUCCUUUACAUUAUUAGUCAUAAGAAAGUAUAGUUACAAUCACGUGUCUGGUGUGCCAUAUAUAUAUGUUUAUUGGCCGUUGGAUGAUAAUCACGUUUUUAUCAAUUAUUCUUUCCACAUCAGCUAAACAAACUUUACCUAAACAAUAUUCCAUAUAGAAGACUGAUAAUGCUACUGACCUGUGAUUUUUCGUAACUAGUUGAACCUUGCU
Lytechinus variegatus (green sea urchin) is the source of this 4797-nucleotide messenger RNA. Its product is annotated as speract receptor-like. The record is from RefSeq and is a predicted model, not a curated record. Gene Ontology annotation, biological process: intracellular signal transduction; protein phosphorylation; cGMP biosynthetic process. The transcript is spliced from 19 exons. Lineage: Eukaryota; Metazoa; Echinodermata; Echinoidea; Temnopleuroida; Toxopneustidae. Gene Ontology annotation, molecular function: ATP binding; protein kinase activity; guanylate cyclase activity. The coding region runs from base 80 to 3517 and encodes 1145 amino acids.